AUGACAAAAUUCAAGCUCGGCUCGUGGCUCAACACCAGUCCGUCAUCAAACACCGGAGAGGCCGAAGGCAAGAAGCAGAACCGCCUGUCCUUGUCACCCUUUUCUUCUCGGUCAAACGGUACUCUUAAAGAUGAGGUUACCAAGGCGGAAGUCUCGGCGGCAAACGAGCCUGCAAGUUCGUCGUCAAGACUGACAGAGCUUGCUACGAAGAUCGCGGCGGAAACCGGAAAGCUGGAAAAGUACAUGAAGGAAAAUGGCAUGCCGUUGCCGAGUCUGGACCCCGAGGGACCCCUUGACUUUCCCAAGCUUCCCGAGGACAUUCAGAAGAGCCGGAUGGAGAUCAUGUUUGCGACUAGAGAGCUGGAGGCUUUGGUUCAUGGACCCCGAGAAGACGUCAGGUGGAAGGCUUGGAGCACCAAGACCACUCUCGACGCUGUCAACCUCGCGCGUGUACUUCGCCAUGCUAUGACAAACCGAAUUUUCCGCGAGCCUUCGCCGGGCGUGAUCGCUCAUACUGCAGCGUCCCGCCUAUUGGCAGAGGACCAGUCGCUCCAGGACUGGGUUGGCUACAACCUUGAAGACAACUUCCCCGCCUCUGCUCAUGUUCUCCAAGCCCUCAAAGCCUAUCCAGAGGCCACUUCACUCACACGGACUGGCUUCAACUUCGCAUUUGAUACCGUGGACAAGGAGCCGAUGUUCGUCACCUUUGGCAAGGAUCCGGCUCGAGCUAAGCGUUUCGGCGGCGCCAUGGUCAGUCUCACAGGCGGCGAGGGCUAUGAAGUCAAGCACCUCGUUGAUUCAUACGACUUUAGCGACAUUAAUGCUAGAGGCGGAACGCUGGUGGAUAUCGGCGGCAGCCAGGGCUUCGUUUGCGUCGACUUGGCGAAGAAGUGGAAGAAUAUGAAGUUCGUCGUACAGGAUCUUCAGAAAACGAUUGACUCAGCCCCGAAGCCGGUUUCGGACGACACCCAGAUCGCCGAACGCAUCGAGUUCAUGGCACACGACUUCUUCAAAGAACAAACUGUGAAGGAUGCCGAUAUUUUCUUUUUCCGAUGGAUCAUGCACAACUACUCCACGCCUUACGCUGUUUCUAUCCUCAAGAAUCUGGUUCCUGCGUUGAAGCCCGGCGCGAAGGUUGUAAUCAAGGAUCAGUGCCUACGCCAACCUGGAGAAGAGAACCCAUGGGAUGAAAGGAUUAUGCGUGGAAUGGACAUGGUCAUGCUGGCUGUGCUGAACGCGCAGGAGCGUAAUGAGGACGAGUACCGGGCUCUCUUUAAGGCGGCCGACGAGCGAUUCGUCCUGACUAAGAUUUUGCGGCCCAAGGGAUGUAGGAUGAGCAUCAUUGAAGCGGUGUGGGACCCUGAGGCGGCCAAGGAGGGUGCGAAGGGUGAAGAGACGACCGAGGACUCCAACGCAGAGCCCCCUAAAGAGGAAGCAUCGUGA
Molecule: messenger RNA, 1443 nt
Organism: Colletotrichum chrysophilum
Lineage: Eukaryota; Fungi; Ascomycota; Sordariomycetes; Glomerellales; Glomerellaceae
Exons: 3
Coding region: 1-1443 (480 amino acids)
Molecular function (GO): O-methyltransferase activity
Source: RefSeq, a predicted model, not a curated record